AUGGAACUUCCCAACUAUGGCCGCCAGUUGCUGCAGCAGUUGUAUACCCUUUGCAAGGAGAGACAAUUCUGUGACUGCACCAUUUCUAUUGGCACAGUUUAUUUCAGGGCCCAUAAACUGGUCUUGGCUGCUGCCAGCCUCCUAUUUAAAACAUUACUGGAUAAUACGGAUACAAUUUCUAUUGAUGCAUCUGUUGUGAGUCCAGAUGAGUUUGCUCUCCUUUUAGAAAUGAUGUACACCGGCAAGCUGCCUGUGGGCAAACACAACUUCUCUAAGAUUAUCUCCUUAGCUGACAGCCUACAGAUGUUUGAUGUGGCAGUUAGCUGUAAGAAUCUUCUAACUAGCCUUGUAAACUGCUCUGCUCCAAGCCAAGUGAUAAGAGAGGUUUCCCCUCAGACAGUGGAGCCAUGCAGAAAGGACACUGAUGGAUUGCUAGUAGAAAACCCUUCCCCAAAGAAUUCAAUUGAGUCUCCACAUCCAGGAGAGUCUCCAUCUCCUGUGUCUCUAAAGGCUGACACUGUGGUGGUGGUUAGUGCUGUGACACCAGAUGCUGGUGAGGUGAAUUCGGCCAUGGCUCAGAAGGAGCUGAUUAUGAAUUCUGCUGUUGCCCAUGAAGAGGCUCUGGAAAUUGAAAUACACAAUGCAGCUUCACCAAGGGAGCCUUCCGAUACUCCCCAAAUGCAUUCUCCUCCUCCUGAGCAAGAAGCAGUAAAUGAAGAGGAGGAGGAGAAGGAGAAGGAGGUAGCAGUGAAGAAAAUGUAUAAGUUGGAUUUCCUUCUGCAAAAUGAAAGCCUCUUCUCUGAAGCAUUCUCUGUUGCCCAGGAUGUACUGAAAAGAUUAGAUGAAUGUAGAGAAAUUAAAAGCCCACAUAAAGAGGUUAUCUUGGAGUGUCUUGAAGUUGAAGAAGGAAUCUCAGCAUUCCAAAGAAUCCUCAAUAAAAUAAGAAACAAUGAAGGCCUCAAUGUUGAAACAGUUAUAUCUUUGUUGGAGCUGUUCCAAGACACCCAUCCUGAAAUCAAAGCAGCACUACAGAAGAGAGAUCCAGAAGAUGGAGAGAACAUGCAGCUAAAAAGGAGCACAGAGGAGGAAAAGACCUUGUCCAUCCUGUUACUGGAACACAAAGAAGACCUGAUACAGAGCAUAACCCAGCUGCGACCCAUUAGGGAGUUCCUAGAGACGGCCCCCCAAGAGUUCCUGACCAGCAUGGAAAAAGAGGUGAUUUUGAAUUGCUGCGAGGGUGGAACACCCAAGGAGACAAUAGAAAAUUUGUUGCACCAAGUGACUGAAGAGAAAACAUUGACUGCUGAGAGUUUGGUUAAACUCCUUCAGGCUGUGAAGAUCACAUUCCCCAACUUGGACCUUCUGCUAAAGAAUUUACAGAAACAAGAAAGUGUGCCAAGCACAACAGUCCUACCAAGCCCUGAUGAUUAUGGGACUGAGCUCUUGAGACGGUACCAUGAAAACCUCUCUGAAAUUUUCACUGACGAUGAGAUGUUGCUAAAGGUGAUCUCAUCUGCAAACAGUUUAACUCCUGGAGAAAGAGAGGCCAUGGAACAGCUCGUGAAAGGUGAUGGCAGUCGUGGUGGUUUUAGUCCUCUGGUCUCUGCAGUCCUGGAAGGACAGGCUUUGUCAGGAAGGGCCAUUUGGAAGGUUCUGCUGGGAGCACAGACUGCUGAGGCAUGUCCAUUGAACGUGCUCAUGGAGGAAAUGCACAAGGAGCCUGGGGCUGACUAUUUCUUCCAAGCAGUGGCCACCCCAGAAAGUGCUACUAUAGAAAUCAUCUUGAGACAUAGCAAGCUAAUCACAGAGGCUAUUCAGCCACGAGCUGAGCUAAAGUGCUUCACUCCAGGAGAGGAGAAACUGGCAGAGGCUGUGAAAGAGAUUCUGACUGUUUCCUGUGAGCCAGCCAGCCCUGAAGCCUCCCUGAAAGCAGCUCUCAGCAGAGCCCGGGAAAAGUCACUCUCCACCAUGGAGAUAUGCCGUCUUCUCUGCAGCAUUCAUGAGGUCUUUCCGAGCCUGCAGGUGGUCCUGCAAGAGCUGGGGAGCCUGGGUCUCCUUGUUCAGGAGAAGGAGGAGGGCAGCCCUGAACGGUGGAAGGUGCUGGAAGGGCAGGGGGAGGCCUUGGCCGGGAGUCCUGCUGGCCCUGGGGAAGGUAUUGAGAAGGAGAAGGAGGAGGAGGAGCUGGAGAGCGGCGCCACUCUCUCCCCCAAGAAGAACUUCGUCUGCACAGCCUGUGACAAGAGUUUUCAUUUUUACUGCCGCCUCAAGGUGCAUGUGAAGCGCUGUCGAGCGGCCCAGGGGAAGCAGGUUCCCUGCAGGGAAUGUGGCCAGAUGAAGGCCUCCAAGAAAGAGCUGGAGAAACACCUGCAGGAGGCCCAUGCUGGGACCAGAGCAUCGGGUACCCCAAAGAAGAAGAAGAGAAGGCUUCCAGUGACCUGUGACAUCUGUGGGAGAGAAUUUGCUCAUGCCUCUGGAAUGCAGUACCACAAGCUGACAGAACAUUUUGAUGAGAAGCCUUUUUCAUGUGAAGAAUGUGGGGCCAAAUUUGCAGCUAAUUCAACUCUGAAGAACCAUCUCCGCCUUCACACUGGGGAUCGCCCUUUCAUGUGCAAGCAUUGCCUCAUGACAUUCACACAGGCCUCUGCCCUGGCUUAUCACACCAAGAAGAAGCAUGCUGAAGGAAAGAUGUAUGCUUGUCAGUACUGUGAUGCUGUGUUUGCCCAGUCGAUUGAACUGUCCCGGCACGUGAGGACUCACACUGGAGAUAAGCCAUAUGUGUGCCGAGAGUGUGGCAAAGGCUUCCGACAGGCCAAUGGCCUCUCCAUCCACCUGCGAACCUUUCACAAUAUAGAUGAUCCCUAUGAUUGCAAGAAAUGUAGGAUGAGUUUCCCCACCCUACAAGAUCACCGAAAUCACAUUCAUGAGGUCCAUUCAAAGGAAUACCAUCCUUGCCCAACGUGUGGGAAAAUCUUCAGCGCCCCAUCCCUGCUAGAACGACACAUGGUGACUCAUGUCGGAGGGAAGCCUUUUAGCUGUGGUGUAUGUGACAAAGCCUACCAGCAAUUGUCUGGUUUGUGGUAUCACAACCGGACCCACCACCCCGAUGUGUUCGCUGCUCAGAACCACCGCUCUUCCAAGUUCACUUCUCUGCCAUGCGGUUCCUGUGACAAAACCUUUGCCAGCACAGCUGCCCACAAGAAGCAUGUGAAGACAGAACAUGCAGACAUUAAGUUCCAUGAGUGUGAGACAUGCCAGGAGCUCUUUCCCACCCUGGCUUUGCUUCAAGUUCAUGCCAAAUGCCGGCAUUCAGGUUCUCAGCCAUUCAGGUGCCUCUACUGUGCAGCCUCCUUCCGCUUUCCUGGAGCCUUGCAGCACCAUGUGGCCACUGAGCACUUCCGGCAGACAGAGAACACGUUCCCCUGCGAGAUGUGUGGCGAGCUCUUCACUUCCCAGGCUCAGCUAGAGGGGCACUUUGAGUCUGAGCAUGGGAAGGUGGUGGUCACUGAAGCUCAGGUCACAGCAGCUGCCACCCAGAUGGUGCAGGUGAUCCAGGCUCCAGAGCCCGGAGCAUCAGCUGAGCAGGUGAUCACUUUGGAAGAGACCCCACUGACUGGAUCCCAGGUGUUUGUGACAUUGCCAGAUUCCCAGACUCCCCAGGCCAGCUCUGAGCUGGUGGCAGUGACAGUAGAGGACUUACUGGAUGGAACCGUCACCCUUAUCUGUGGAGAGGCAAAGUAAAAGUCACUGAAGAAACUCUGAGAGAUCCCAGGCGUGAACAGAGAGAAUCAUGCAGGGACUUGGUCCUGUAGAUCGUGUUCUGAGCCCUGCUGGCUGGGAACAGGGUACCAUGAAGCCCUGAAUGUUCUGAAACACCCAGUGUCAAGGAUGGUGACACUGAGCCCACUGCCCUCUCCCAAAGCCUAGCCUCAAAUUAAGUGAUGCCCAUGCCUAGUGAGAGGCACUGGUGAAAGGAAGCUGGGGUCUGAAGCUUAGUUUGAUUACAGUCGUCCCUCCAUAGAUAGAAUGGAUAGAACUGACCAACAAAGCAUGGCCAAACAAAUGUUUUUUAAUCUUUAUAUGAAAUUCCUUACUGUCGUCAAAAUGAGAGGCAAUCCUUAGCAAGGCAUCAGGUGACUCCAGCCUAGAGUAUGUUCUGCCCAAUCUUGCUGGCACCAACAGUCCCGUGUCUCCUGCUACUGCUUAUUUCUCCAUUCCCGCCUUGGUAAGUGGCAGUUAGGAGGUGAUUAGCACCUCACCACCCUCUCACUAAACUGGUGUGCAAGGAACAACACCUUUGACCCAGGGCCUUAGCACCUUUCCUAGCCCAUCGUCCUUGAUCCUGACCAAAGUCUAUAUUUUUUAUUGUUAGACCAUCAAAACAAUGGACUCUUUUCCCACCGAGUCCUACCUUGCUUGGUGCAGUAAUCUCUGUCUCCCAGAACAAAGAGUUGGAAUAUUUUCUAUUGAGAAUAUCAAAUGUGGGACAUGCUAGCUACAAAGGCAGCCCUAGCCUGCUCUCUCCCAACUCAUUAGGAUGUUCUUUGGAAUGAGCACUAGGAUACCACCAGCCACUUGAGCUGUCCCUUCCAUUUGUGCCAGCUUCCCCUCUCCCUACUGUUGGAGAGGCACAAAAGUCACCUAAGAGCCGAGCUCUUCCUUUGAAGGCAUCUGAUAUGAUUACAGUUGCUGAAUUGGCAGGAGUGCAGUCAUUUCUGCCCCCGUGUAGCUUGAGUGGCAGCCGUGGCUGCCCACAGGCCCACAGCUCCUGGCCGCCUUGUGAAGGGUUCUCAAAAGCCUUGGGGCUCUGGCUGCUAUUGGAGCCCAUUUUGUAUGCCUCUCUUGUUGCUGGGCCACGGCCCCUCUACGACUCCAUUUCCCAAAGCCUUUUAUCUGCCGUUUCCUAAAAUAUAAUCUGAUAAUUAA
This is a messenger RNA of Gracilinanus agilis (Agile Gracile Mouse Opossum), 4923 nucleotides long. It is a transcript of the gene ZBTB40, whose product is annotated as zinc finger and BTB domain containing 40. Gene Ontology annotation, molecular function: RNA polymerase II cis-regulatory region sequence-specific DNA binding; protein binding; DNA-binding transcription factor activity, RNA polymerase II-specific. The record is from RefSeq and is a predicted model, not a curated record. The coding region runs from base 1 to 3738 and encodes 1245 amino acids. Gene Ontology annotation, cellular component: nucleus. Gene Ontology annotation, biological process: regulation of transcription by RNA polymerase II. The transcript has 17 exons. Lineage: Eukaryota; Metazoa; Chordata; Mammalia; Didelphimorphia; Didelphidae.